Messenger RNA from Punica granatum (pomegranate), 3430 nucleotides. NCBI's taxonomy places the organism in Eukaryota, Viridiplantae, Streptophyta, Magnoliopsida, Myrtales, Lythraceae. The record is from RefSeq and is a predicted model, not a curated record.
AUGGCGCCGAUCGGGGGCUCUCCUCCGACCAAGAAAUGCCGCCAGAGAACCUGCUCCAGGAAGAAGCUUCGCGUCAAUGACAGAGUUGAGGUGAAGAGCGAGGAAGACGGUUUUCUUGGCUCGUGGCACCAGGGAAUCGUCCUAGCCUGUGGACAUCGCAGGCGUUGCAUCAAGUAUGAUCACAUCCUCAUUGGAGGCACCUCCGAUAGUAUGAUAGAGCACGUGGAGGUCUCACCUGCUGUGGAUGGCAUUGAUUUUGAUCAAGUUCACCGGUGUCACUAUCGUGGCUCUAUUAGGCCGCUCCCUCCUUACUUUGUAACCGGUCCUUGGGACCUGCCUUACGGGAUGUGUGUCGAUGUCUAUCACAUGGAUGCUUGGUGGGAAGGCGUCAUCUUUGACCACAAUGAUGGCGCCGAAGAGAGAACCAUCUUCUUCCCUGAUCUGGGCAACGAGAUGUCGGCCAAACUUGGCAAUAUAAGAGUUGCCAUGACUUGGAACGAGGCUACUGAAAUCUGGCAUCGACGUGGACCUUGGCUGUUCCUUGAGGUGAUUGAGGAGUACGAGCAGAAGUGGCCCCUCCCCGUAUCUGUGAAGCAAAUUUGGUAUGACCUGAGAGAAAGAGAUGAUUACACAAGGAUCAAGGAGUGGACUUCUACGGAUAGAGAAGUGUGGCAGGACCUGAAUCUGGAGACUAUCUCGGAGAACCUUAAAGUCGCUUUGUCGGAUGCUUUGCCCCACUUAGUUGUCAUGCUAGGAAACAUAGGACAAAGUGUUGACCUGCUGAACGAUGUCCCAGAAAUGGAUGAGGGCGUUUCAAAACCUUCUGGAAUAGAUGAGACCAUCAAAUUACUUAAUAACGAUCCCAGCAAGAUUGAUGUUCAGGUUAGCCAAACAACACAUAAUUCGGAUCCAUUAACUGAAGAAGCUGAGCCGGACAAUAAUGGCAUGAUUUGUGACAGAAUGAGCAGAAGUGCCAACAAAGAACCAAGUUUGUCGAUAUCACAGCCAGAAAUGCUUAAUGAGAGUUCUCGGCAUUGUUCCAUGGUUAUGUCUGCCGAAGUCCCUUCAAGACUUUCCUCGGAGAUGGAUGCAAAGUCCAAAGACUUGACCUGCCGAAAACGUGGAAACUGGCAACCUGCUGGGCCUGACUUGGUUCCUAGAGCCGAGCACUUUCCUGAUGCUAUUGCAUUUUAUAUUAGGGGAAAGGGCACAAAGCACAACGAAUCUCUAGUAGCAGAUGUUCAGAAGCACCUUCUAUAUCUAGACUGGAAGAUCGAGUUUAGGUUCGACAAAGAAGAUGUUCUCAGAUUUCGUUACGUUUCACCUGAGGGAAAGUGUUACCAGUCUCUUGUGAAAGCCUGCCUCGACAUAAUCGGAACCAAUAUGGACAAUCUUUCAGAUGCUAACAAGAGCUCGGCAGCAACCAUAAAUGAGUGUCAAUCUUCUCAUACUCUGGAUAAGGAGGACCAUGAGAAGGCCACCCAUUUGCGGAGGUUGAAGCCUGACAAGAACGUCUCAGCUAGCAGGCCGUGGAAGUCUCCAUUUAUGCAUAAAAAGAGGAUGCGGGAGUGGGAGAUUCAGUCCUCCUCGUCGAAUGGAAGGUCUAAUAAUACACUAGGAUCUAUCUGCAAACUAGAUGGAGCAGUCAACUCCAGCAAGCUGAGUCACCAAAGGAAUAAAACUUCAAGCCUCAGAAAGUCGAAGGCGAAAGCAUCUGGAGCACUGACCGGAGGAGUUGAAGAUGUGGAAGCAGGCCAUCAAACUCCAAGGUUGUGUUCAAGAAAAUGGAUUAAGGAGGCUGCUCCAAACCAAUCGAAAAACAAUCGUAGGACAGUUAUCUCAUGGUUAAUAGAUAACAAGGCAGUGUCUUCCAUGGCUAGAGUGCACUAUCAGAGUAAACAUGACAGUUGUCCUAUAGCGCAGGGCUGGAUAAGUGCCGAAGGAAUCAUAUGUGAUUGUUGCAGCAAGAUGUUUAGCUUAAGAAGCUUUUCUGUUCAUGCUGCUAAGACCGAAGAAAGAGCAGCUUCAAGCAUCAUCCUCGAAGACGGGAGGUCGCUAUUAAACUGCCAAAUGAAGAUAUUACAUGACAAAAAUUAUAUCAACUUCGAUCAUGGUGGGAGAGAAAAUAAUUGGCAAAAAGGCGAAAAUGAUUCCAUUUGUAGCGUUUGUCACUAUGGGGGCGAACUGAUUUUGUGUGAUCAAUGCCCAUCCUCGUUUCAUCAGAGUUGCAUUGGUUUGCUGGAAGUUCCAGAUGGUAAUUGGUUCUGCCCAUCCUGUUGUUGUCGACUCUGCAACCAAAGCAAGUCCAGGGAUGAAAUUGGGAAUUGCCUGAAUGACAUCUUAACAUGCGAUCAAUGCGAGAAUGAAUAUCAUCUAAGCUGUAUUAGGGAAAGAGGAAAAUAUGAAUUCAGCAAUUUUCACAGUAAGAGUAGGUAUUGCGGCGAACAGUGUGAAGAGGUAUCUAUUGGGCUUUACAAGCUCAUAGGAAAGCCAGUCCAAUUGGACAGAGAUAACCUGACGUGGACAUUAUUAAAGUCCAUGAAAUUCAAUCCUAGUGAUCCCAAAGCUCAUGAUAUUGAAGCUAUAACACAAAUCGAGUACAAGCUAGAUGUUGUUGUUGGCAUGAUGCAUGAAUGUUUCGAACUUGUUAGAGAGCCCUCUACCCAGAGAGAUCUCGUUGAAGAUGUCAUUUUCAGUAGAGGGUCAGAGCUUAGUCGUCUGAACUUCCGAGGAUUCUAUACAGUUAUUUUGGAAAGAAAUGAUGAUUUGAUUACGGUGGCUACUAUAAGGAUCUUCGGAGACAAAGUGGUAGAAGUACCUCUAGUUGGUACGAGGUCUCAGUAUCGCCGACUUGGAAUGUGUCGCCUUUUGAUGAAUGAGUUAGAAAAUGUACUAAAGGAAUUGGGAGUUUACAAGCUGGUCUUGCCCGCUACUCCGAGCGUACUGGAUACGUGGACUACUUCAUUUGGGUUCACGAAAAUGAUUGACUCUGAGAGAUUACAGUUUCUGGGCCACACUUUCCUAAACUUCCAGGAUACUGUUAUGUGCCAUAAACGGUUAUUGGAGAUACCUCAACGGGAACUGAACUCGAACAUACCAACAGGCAAAGCACAUGAAGUUUGUGAUGGUGAUGCCAAUAAGAGCGGAGGAGAUAGCAAUGAUUUAGGAGGAUCCGUCGCCGUCUCUGAGGUGUUGCAGGCAGAACCAAUCGAAGAGAUAGAUUGGAGCGGACCAAGGCCCCAUCAUUGAUGGACUUUUCCUGACCACAUCUUCAUCACAAGGGAAGGCAGAGAGGAAUAUGGGGGCCUGACAGGACAUGGAAUUAGCAUGGACCAAGGUGCUGUGCGGGUUCCGCAUGCGGGGAUUUGUUUGUAGCUUAGCUAGUUGUUUGUUAAAACGAAAAGGAAUUAAGAAGAUAUGUUAGUUUGUA